Trematosphaeria pertusa is the source of this 2041-nucleotide messenger RNA. RefSeq names its product general substrate transporter. Bases 13 to 1776 code for a protein of 587 amino acids. NCBI's taxonomy places the organism in Eukaryota, Fungi, Ascomycota, Dothideomycetes, Pleosporales, Trematosphaeriaceae. Gene Ontology annotation, molecular function: myo-inositol:proton symporter activity. Gene Ontology annotation, biological process: transmembrane transport. Gene Ontology annotation, cellular component: membrane. The record is from RefSeq and is a predicted model, not a curated record. The transcript is spliced from 4 exons.
CCAACGGGUCGCAUGCCUUCCCCUCUACCAGCCGCCAUACAAAGUGUGUCUGGAUGUUCGUCCCCCGAUCGCGAAACUGCAGCCUUGGCUUCCUCGGCGGAUAUAGAGCUGCACAGUAUGGUUGACACUGCUGCUGAACCGCUGAUCACUGACCGCGACGAGCGCGCGUUUCCGAGAGAUCAUGAUGCACUGCGUGGAUAUGAAGAGGAUGAUGUCGUUGAUGAGAGCGGGCUGUUGGCGCCGGGGAAGUUCAUCUGGACCUUGACGGUUUGCGCGGGGGUCAGCGGCUUGCUGUUUGGAUAUGAUACCGGCGUUAUAUCUUCCACCCUCGUGUCUAUCGGGUCCGACCUCUCCGCCCGCCCUCUGACCACGCUAGACAAGAGCCUCGUUACCUCCUGCACGAGUUUCUUCGCGCUCGUCGCAUCACCCUUUACCGGUGUCCUCGCAGAUCAGCUCGGAAGAAAGAAAGUCAUCCUCGGCGCCGAUAUACUCUUUAUACUUGGAGCGCUAUGGCAGGCCUGGACGACCACCGUGUGGGGAAUGAUUGCGGGUCGAUCGAUCGUCGGAGCAGCCGUCGGAAGCGCAUCGUUUGUCGUUCCGCUCUACAUCUCGGAGCUGUCGCCCAGUCCGUUUCGAGGGCGAUUGGUGGUGGUUGCGAGUCUGUUUAUUACGGGCGGACAGGUGGUUGCGUAUAUUAUCGGCUGGUUGUUCUCUUCAAUGGAGCAUGGCUGGAGAUGGAUGGUGGGUCUUGGAGCGCUGCCAGCGGCGAUACAGUUCCUCAUGCUGUGGUUUAUGCCCGAGACACCCAGAUGGCUAGUUAAGGCAGGACUAAAGGAGGAGGCGAGACGGGUACUCGGGAAGGUGUAUGAGCGGAGUGAGGGGUUUGAUGGCAGGCAUCUCGUUGGUGCAGUGUUGAGGAGGGUCGAGAGGGAGAUUACGGAAGAGGAGGAUGCCAUGGGCGAGAGGGAGGUAGUCCGGGCUGGAAAGCAUGGCUGGAGAGCGAAGAUGGAUAGGGUGCAUCAUGAUUUCUUGCAGCUUGUUACGGUGGGAGGACAUCGGCGGGCAUUGGUUAUUGCAUGUAUGCUGCAAGGUGCUCAGCAACUAUGCGGAUUUAAUUCCCUUAUGUACUUUUCUGCGACCAUCUUCUCUCUCGUCGGCUUCCGCUCCCCCACUCUAACGUCUCUCUCUAUCGCCCUGACCAACUUCGCCUUUACCCUCGUCGCCUUCCACUACAUCGACCGCAUCGGACGUCGCCGUAUCCUCCUUUGGAGCGUCCCCAUCAUGGUCAUCGGACUCGCUCUGUGCGCCGUAGCCUUCAAUUUCCUGCAUCUGCCUGGCCAGGUUGGCUCCGAGCAAGCGCACUCCACGGCUUCUAAUAGUAAAGUCUGGCCAUUGGUCAUCCUCGUGGCGAUGGUAACCUAUGUCGCGGGCUACGCAAUCGGCAUGGGUAACGUGCCGUGGCAGCAAUCUGAACUCUUUCCUCUCUCCGUCCGCUCGCUGGGCUCCGCCCUCGCCACAGCCACAAACUGGGGCUCCAACACCCUCGUCGGCCUCACAUUCCUCCCCAUGAUGGAGUUCUUCACGCCAGAGGGCACGUUCGCGCUUUACAUGCUAGUUUGUGUGGUCGCGUGGUUUGCGAUAUAUAGAAUCUAUCCUGAAACUGCAGGGCUAAGUCUGGAGGACGUGGGGAGUCUUUUAAGGGAUGGGUGGGGAGUGAAGGGUAGUGUUGGGAGGGCGAGGGCGAGGGCGAGAAGGCGGACAGAGACGGGAGGUUAGAUGUAGAGUUUUUGGGGAUUAUAGCACUGUGGAUUGGAUGUUAUCUUUUAAUGUGCGGUCGGGACUGUGACGCACGGCGUGCGCAUAGCACUUGCUCUAGCGACUGGAAAGGUUGGAGCCGAUGUUUGGACAGGACCGAGCACCACUAUCUGACACGCUCAAACGAAGAAAGACGAACAGAUUCUUCGGGUCAAAUGCGUGAGGCAUACCCCUCGUGGGGAUCUCUCCGUGUUGAUUAAUAAACUACAGAUGCAGAAUCUCUCCU